This is a messenger RNA of Quercus lobata, 876 nucleotides long. RefSeq names its product ethylene-responsive transcription factor 13-like. Gene Ontology annotation, biological process: regulation of DNA-templated transcription; ethylene-activated signaling pathway. NCBI's taxonomy places the organism in Eukaryota, Viridiplantae, Streptophyta, Magnoliopsida, Fagales, Fagaceae. Bases 75 to 776 code for a protein of 233 amino acids. The transcript has a single exon. Gene Ontology annotation, molecular function: DNA binding; DNA-binding transcription factor activity. The record is from RefSeq and is a predicted model, not a curated record.
UUGAAACUCUUCGUUUUCGUUAACUUUUACAAGCUCAAAGAAAGAAAAAAAACACCGACUUUCUAAUUAUAGUAAUGGAUUCAGAUUUUGCUGUACUCGAUUCGAUUCAGCAAUAUCUCCUCGGUGACUUCGAACCCACGACGAUGAUGUUUUCUCAGAACCCGAGCUUUGGCGACAAAGUUUUUCUCACGGAGAGUCGGGGUUAUUCGUUUCCAUCGAAUAACGAAGUCGACCCAGUUAAAGUUGAGCCACUAGAAGCAGCGAGCAAGGAGGAAGUGGUGGUGGCGGCGGCGGCGCGUGAGACGCACGCGCCGCAUUUCAGGGGGGUGAGGAGGAGGCCUUGGGGGAAGUACGCGGCGGAGAUAAGGGACCCGAAGAAGAAAGGAGCGAGAGUUUGGCUUGGGACUUACGAGACACCCGAGGAUGCAGCUUUGGCCUUUGAUAAAGCUGCUUUCAAAAUGCGUGGCUCUAAGGCUAAGCUUAAUUUUCCACACUUGAUUGGGUCGAGCCAGGUGGUGGAGCCUGUUAGAGUCACCCACAAACGCCGCUCGACGGAGCUGUCAUCGCCGUCGUCUGAUGAUGGUGGUUCGAAUAAGAACAAGAGGAGUAGAAUAUGCUGGAGUACUAGCUCAGUGGGUCAAGCUGAUAUCCCAAUAUUAGAGGGUUCAGGUGAUCAAGCUAUAGAUAUUACUAGGCAAUCAUUGGUUAAUGAACCAAUCACAUGGUGGAGGAGUUUAGAUUAUCUGAGUUAUGAUAUCCCAAAUUCAAUGUUUUAAUUUUACACUUCACAAAGAUGUUCAGCUAAUUGCUUCUUCGUUCUCUCACCUGUAGUACAUAGAGAACUUGAUUCUACAGCACGAUUGAAGAAUUGCCUGA